This is a messenger RNA of Gastrolobium bilobum, 561 nucleotides long. RefSeq lists its product as uncharacterized. The transcript has a single exon. The record is from RefSeq and is a predicted model, not a curated record. Lineage: Eukaryota; Viridiplantae; Streptophyta; Magnoliopsida; Fabales; Fabaceae. Bases 1 to 561 code for a protein of 186 amino acids.
AUGACCCUUCAUGGCGAAACCGACCUACUUAUGUGCAGAACUUUCCCGACGCUUUUGGGCGGGAGAGCACUGACCUGGUACACCACUUUGCCGACUGGCAGCGUAGCAUCCUGGGAUGACUUGGCAAGCAAGUUCCAGACCCACUUUGCCACCAGUCGCCCAGUGCCAAAGUCCGUCCAUUCCCUAGAGAAGGUUCGUCAACAAUCUGGGGAAUGCCUUAGGUCCUUUCUGGAUCGGUUCGACAAAGAAGCCUUGCAAGUACAAGGCCUAGACCCUAAAGUGCAAGUGCACAUACUCUUAUUUGGUUUGCGUGAAGGAGCAUUCGCCUACGAGCUUGCUCGCCAUGAAAUUGUUGACCUUGAAGAAGUCAAACUGAAAGCCCAAGAGUUUAUGUGCAUCGAGGAGUACAAAGGAAGUCGGGUAGAUGACACCCACAACCAACAAAACAGAGAUAGUAAAAAUCGUGACCACAAAGAAGAGCAGAGGAAAGGUCACAAACCCUCCAAAUAUGCCAGUAGCCAUUAUGGGCGUGACACAAUAGGACGCCAGUCACAUAGAUGA